ACCCUUUAUCAAAAUUAGUCUUGGAGUAUUGCAUUUGUUAAACUUCAAACUUCUAUCAGAAUUCUAUGAUCAGAUUCUGAGACUAAUUUUUCGAUGAAUUCCAUUCACGAGAUGCUAAACUGAGCUUAGAGAAAUAGAAAAACACUAGUGACAGAAAUUAAGAGGGAGAGAAAUGGUAGGACCACAGAGGCCUCAGUUUGUGCUAUUUGGAUCUUCAAUUGUUCAAUUAAGUUACAGAAAUGGUGGAUGGGGUGCUGUUCUUGCGGACAUCUACGCGCGCAAGGCAGAUAUAUUGUUGCGUGGGUAUAAUGGUUGGAACUCAAAACGUGCUCUUGAAGUUGUUAAUCAAGUUUUCCCCAAGGAUGCAGCUGUACAACCUUCUUUGGUUAUAGUGUACUUUGGGGGCAAUGAUUCUGUUGCGCCUCAUCCAACUCGCUUAGGCCCUCAUGUCCCACUAUCAGAAUACACUGAGAACAUGCGAAAGAUUGCUACUCAUCUUAAGAGCCUGUCAGAAGAAACUCGCAUUAUAUACCUUAGUCCUCCACCGAUGAAUGAUGAAAAAUAUCGUGAAUCAAAGAGUUAUCUACGUAGUGAACAAGUACGAACAAAUGAGAAUUGUCAGAUAUAUUCAGAAGCUUGUAAAAGUCUGUGCAAGGAGAUGGGUUUAAAGUUUGUUGAUUUGUGGACUGCAAUUCAAAAGAUGGAUGAUUGGAAGAACACUAGCUUCACGGAUGGAGUUCAUUUAUCUUCAGAAGGCAGCAAGGUAGUUGUGGAGGAGAUACUAAAGGUGCUGAAGGAAGUCGACUGGAAGCCGUCACUACACCCUAAGUCCUUGACAGCUGAAUUUGGAGAGUACUCUACAAAUUAUCUCGUAUCUCCCCGAUUGAAACAUAAACUAUAAACCCUUGUAAAUGGAUCUUUCAUGUUGCACAAAUAUACAAUUGGCAUCAUAUUGUCCCGUCCCACUAACAAUGGGCAUCUUAUACUUAGAUGGAGAAUACACAAAACUUGUGUUCUACAAAUUGAUAAUCACAUCCUAGGAAUGGUGAUGAGGGUUGUCCUAAAUCUAGGUAAAUUACUUGGUUACCCUUGAUUAAUUUAUUUAUUUACUUUUUAAUUUUU
This is a messenger RNA of Papaver somniferum (opium poppy), 1122 nucleotides long. Its product is annotated as GDSL esterase/lipase CPRD49-like. The record is from RefSeq and is a predicted model, not a curated record. The transcript is spliced from 7 exons. The coding region runs from base 173 to 901 and encodes 242 amino acids. Lineage: Eukaryota; Viridiplantae; Streptophyta; Magnoliopsida; Ranunculales; Papaveraceae.